Messenger RNA from Fonsecaea multimorphosa CBS 102226, 1368 nucleotides. RefSeq lists its product as uncharacterized. The transcript is spliced from 3 exons. Gene Ontology annotation, molecular function: catalytic activity. The coding region runs from base 1 to 1368 and encodes 455 amino acids. The record is from RefSeq and is a predicted model, not a curated record. NCBI's taxonomy places the organism in Eukaryota, Fungi, Ascomycota, Eurotiomycetes, Chaetothyriales, Herpotrichiellaceae.
AUGUCGGUCUCGGCACUUGAUUCGCGCCUGUUCCAGAACCUCUUUGGCACCCAGGAGAUUCGGGCUGUCUUCGACGACGAAGCGUAUACUCAGCAAAUGGUCAAUGUUGAGCUUGCCCUAGCACGCGCGCAGUCCAAGGUUGGGAUCAUCCCGACAGAAGCGGGAGAAAUCCUUACCACAAAGCUCAGUGAGGAAGGCUUCCAUCUAGACUUCGAUCGUCUUUCGCGCGAGACUGAGAUCGUGGGGUACCCGGUCCUUCCUCUGGUGCGACAGCUUGUUGAAUAUGCGUCGUCCAGUGAGAUGGACAAGUAUAUCCACUGGGGAGCCACCACUCAAGAUAUUAUGGACACUGCUUCCGUGCUUCAGAUGCGCAAAGGGCUAGACAUAGUCAAACACCAUUUGCAGGAACUGGAAAACAUACUGCGGACCCUGUCGAAGAAGUACCGGGACACCCCAAUGGCUGGCAGGACGCAUCUUCAACACGCUCUACCAUGCACAUUCGGCUACAAAUGCGCCGUCUACCUCUCCAGCAUCCUUCGGCAUUCUGAGCGUCUCCAGGAAAUCGAAAGCCGAUGCCUUCUCGUCCAAUUUGGCGGUGCGGCAGGGACGCUGGCUUCCCUAGGAUCUGACGACACUGGUCUGCGCGUCAGAGAACAAUUGGCCAAGGAGCUCGGGCUGGGCAACCCCAGCAUCACUUGGCACGUCGCCCGCGACAAUGUGGCUGAAAUCAUCAACUUCCUUGCCCUUGUGGGAGGCUCGCUAGGCAAGAUUGCCUACGACCUGAUCCUUAUGUCGUCCAACGAGCUAAGCGAAGCGUCAGAACCGUUUGUCCCCCAUCGGGGUGCAUCGUCGACGAUGCCCCAGAAACGAAACCCCAUCUCCAGCGAAGUCAUCCUGGCGGCGUCAAAGAUCCUCCGUGCGAACGCGGGUCUGGCGCUGGACGCCAUGGUGACAGAUUUCGAGCGGGCAUCGGGCCCGUGGCACCUGGAGUGGGUGGCCGUGCCCGAAGCAUUCGUGGUGGCCGUCGGGGCUCUGCACCAGACCAAUUUUGCACUGAGCGGCCUCGUCGUCAACACGGACGCCAUGAUGAAGAAUCUGUUGUCCACACGGGGUCUGAUCGUCGGAGAGGCCGUGAUGAUGGGUCUAGCCCCGUUCUUGGGCCGGCAGCAGGCCCAUGACGUAGUCUAUGAGGCCUGCAAAGAGUCGAUCGAGAAGGACACGGCAUUGUUUGACGCCUUGAAAGACCGUGCCAGUGUCGCCGUCUACGUCUCGGAGGAACAGUUGAAGCAGCUCUGUGACCCGACCAAUUACCUGGGAGCAAGCCAGCUGAUGGUGGACCAUAUUCUCGAACUCGGAACCAGAAGUUGA